AUGAAACAAAUUUAAUUACUGCUCCUACUUAAUUUAGCCGUUGUUGUCUUUUCACAAACAACUAACUCUACUGAAAUCUAAUAAGAAUAAACAUCAGGUCAAAAAUCUAACCCCCUUAACUGUACUGAUACAUAAAUAGCUGUACAUGGAACAUGUGUAGAAGCUGGCACCUGUGCCUCAAAACUUAACUAUUUCAAAUAAAAAAAAUAGAGUUCUGGUGCAGAUUAACUACCAAACAAACCAGAAUUUGAAAUAACAUUAGAAAAUGGUAAUCUUAAAGUAUAGAUCAAAUUCUAAAACUCCGUUGGAUUAGAAACAGCACUAGAAGCUGUUGAAAGUUGUUUAUAGGUUAGUCUUUAUAGAUUUACUGUUGGAUUUUUAAAUGAAACCAAAGACACUACUUCUACUUUGACAUCAGUAUUAAAUGCUGAUAAUUCACGAUCAUGGUUUUUCAUCAUAGAUAAAAGGUAUUUAAUCUUAAUAUCAUUAAAUAGUAAUUUUGACAACUAUUUGGCUAAGGAUGCACAAACCAAUUACAUUGUCUAUUCAGGAUUUUAUGCUGUAAAUGUAGAUGCCAUUACAUCCACAUAUACAAAAUAAAUUGCAUCUUUUGCUUUCAAUUUUGCUGCCAACCUGACUAGUGAUUUGUCCACUUUGAACAAUUUUGUAUUUUAACCUAAGCUCAGAGGGGAACCAGUAUGUGCUGAUUCUGCCUAAACAAAAUGUGUUCAAUAGGCUGCCUCUAAAUUAGAAUUAUGUGGAACUGAUCCAACUUGUGAAACCAUAGUCACCAAUCCAGAACUAGUAGUAAAUGAAACUAUUUAUUUCAAAUAAUCCAUAACUGAAAAUGGAUUUACUGAUGGUAAUUGGCAUCCAGGAGAUGCUUAAAUUACUGUUACAGCCAAUGGAGUUACCAAAUAAGUUAAGCCUAAGUUAUAUAAUUAAACAGCUGAUGGUACCAUCUACUAGGUCAAAUUCAGAUUUAUUGCAAAUAAUGUAUCUAUUGCAUCAGAUGCUGUUUUACUCUAAUCAUCUAAUAGAAGACUUCUUACUGAUGUUUCAGAUGCCUCAGCUGUUGCAGCUGUAUCAUCUUCAUGCAUUAAAGAAUCUACUGAUGCAGCUUGUCCAUCUGAUACAGAAGUUUUGACUUACAAUUCUGAAAAUUGUUCUGGAAUAUCUUGUGAUGUAGAUGAAACAUCAAUAUAAGUCAUGAUUGGUAUUACUCUCUUAGGAUUGAUAAUGCUAUCUCUAUUAUGA
Molecule: messenger RNA, 1257 nt
Organism: Paramecium pentaurelia
Lineage: Eukaryota; Ciliophora; Oligohymenophorea; Peniculida; Parameciidae
Source: the annotation of a GenBank genome assembly